Molecule: messenger RNA, 1116 nt
Organism: Vicia faba (fava bean)
Lineage: Eukaryota; Viridiplantae; Streptophyta; Magnoliopsida; Fabales; Fabaceae
Source: the annotation of a GenBank genome assembly
AUGGAAAACAAUGGAAGUUUUAAAGAGAAGUCCUUUUUCAAUGGAGUCUACUUUGGUGAAUUCAAGAGUAAAGUUUUCCAUGGCAAGGGAAAGUAUACAUGGUCGAAUGGAACAAUAUACGAGGGUGAUUGGGUUGAUGGAAAGAAAUCAGGAAAAGGACGGAUCAUAUGGCCGUGCCGGAAAAAGUUUAAGGGCGAAGUCUCUAAGAACGAUUGUCUUGGUAACGAAGCGGAGAAAAAUAGAUGUGUCUACAUUGGAAAUUGGAAAAACAAUAAAAAAGAUGGAAGAGGGACUGUGAAGUGGGCUUGCGGUGAUGUUUUAGAUGGUUGUUGGUCGAAUGGAGUGUUAAUGUCUGGAGUUUGUAGAUUUGCGAAUGGUGAUAUCUAUACGGGUGGCUUCAAGAAUAGCUUUUUUCAUGGAAAAGGAGAGAGCACAGGGUCGAAUGAUGUAAUAAUAUAUGAGGGUGAUUGGGUUAAUGGAAAAAUCACCGGAAAAGGAUUGCUGACAUGGCCGUCGGGAACAAAUUAUGAGGCGAAGUUCUCUAGGAGUUGUCCUCGUGGUAAUGGCACAUACACUUGGAAGGAUGGAAGUAUUUUCAAUGGAAAUUGGAAAGACAAUAAAAAAAGUGGAAAAGGGGUUAUGAAGUGGGCUAAUGGUGAUGUUUUUGAUGGUUCCUGGUCAAACGGGCUAAGACAUGGAUCGGGAGUUUAUAGAUUUGCAAACGGGGAUGUCUGCAUUGGUAAUUUCAAAAGCAAAUUUCUUCAUGGCAAAGGAAAAUACACAUCUUCAAAUGGAACCAUUUAUAAGGGCUAUUGGGAUGAUGGAACAAUGACGGAGAAAAUACCGGAUCUUGAGAAUCUUGUUGGAGAUUACAUGUUAUUGCAGAUUCCUAAUAAAGAUGAAUCCGAUGCUGGUUUGAGUUGUUUGGUUACCAAAGGGAAAAAUAUACAAGGAGUUCUGGUUGUUGAGAAAAUUGAGCAGUAUUCGGAAACAACCAAACUUAGUGUGAUGCAAGGAAAGAAGAAGAGUUCAACUAUAUCGACAUUUUUCAAGACCGUCAAAGCUAAGAUGGAGCGCAAUUUGCAAAUUCGCAUCAGAGAUGAUGAGACAAUGUGA